Molecule: messenger RNA, 432 nt
Organism: Cladophialophora psammophila CBS 110553
Lineage: Eukaryota; Fungi; Ascomycota; Eurotiomycetes; Chaetothyriales; Herpotrichiellaceae
Product: DNA-directed RNA polymerase I, II, and III subunit RPABC3
Exons: 2
Coding region: 1-432 (143 amino acids)
Biological process (GO): DNA-templated transcription
Cellular component (GO): RNA polymerase I complex; RNA polymerase II, core complex; RNA polymerase III complex
Molecular function (GO): DNA-directed RNA polymerase activity
Source: RefSeq, a predicted model, not a curated record
AUGUCUGAGAACGUCCUGUUUGAAAACAGCUUCAAAAUCACGGAGCUCAACGACACCAAAUACGACAGAGUCUCCCGGAUUAAAGCCUACAGCGAGGGUGAGCAGGAGAUCCUUUUAACCCUCGACGUCAACACCGAACUGUACCCUCUGAAUGUCGACGACCGAAUGACCAUAGCGCUGGCUCUAUCGCUGAAUCUUGAUGGCAGCAAAGACGACGGGAAAGGGUGGAGAGAGAUCGGGAGAGGGGAACAGACGCUGGCUGAUGAGUUCGACUAUGUCUGCCACGGAAAAAUCUACAGAUUCGAAGAAGGCAGUGGAGACAACAUCAAGGUAUACGUCUCUUUCGGCGGCCUCCUUCUCUACAUGGACGGCCCCUACGCCAUGCUCAACGCUCUGAGAAUCGACCAGGUGUACUUGCUGAUGAAAAAAUGA